Messenger RNA from Symbiodinium natans, 2226 nucleotides. The record is from the annotation of a GenBank genome assembly. NCBI's taxonomy places the organism in Eukaryota, Dinophyceae, Suessiales, Symbiodiniaceae.
AUGAGCAUGUUGUCUCGCGGUGCCAUCGCACCCAUGCGGCGAACCAGGCAGAGUGGACGCACUCCACCGCCGCCCAUAGGCAAGCGACGACCGCUUUCGAAAGGGGCGGACACGCCGCCUGUCCCGAGAUUGCAGACUCCCCGCACAUCGCAUCCAGCAUCGCGAGCCAGUGGCGCAGAAAACGAGCAGGACAACUCUGGGUUUGAGCUACAUUCAAGCUACCCUUCCAGUACCAAAAGAGUUGCAGAAGCCGUCAACGACUUCUGGAAGACAUUGCGACCAGGCAGCGGUGCGCACCAAAUAUCGACGGAGCCCCGCUGGAGAUUCAGUCCAUUAGCCAGAGAUCUGGAAGCCAAGCAGAGGACGACCAGGCCCAACAGACCGCAAUCCAGCGAGAAGCAUCCGGCGCUUGCCUCGCCUCGGGAACCAAAGCGACAUGUCGGGCAGGAGCUUUCACAGCCAUCGCCGGAACAAAGGACUCCGCGCCAGGCCGUCGAUGGAGCGCUGAGUCCGCGGCUGCAUGCUGCUGACAAGCGAGCAACAGGUUCUGAUGUACGCAACGUUCUCGCCUCUACCGUUCGUUGCUCUGCAACACCUCCUGCUGUCGCCUUGAUGGCAGGCCUGCCUUGCCACUAUGGCGAGGCAGACAAGUCCAGAGAGAACACUUCGCGUGAAGUUGCAGAGAAUUCUUCGCCUGCAGCCUGCCGGGAGGGGGAUGAUGGACAGGACCCAGCCACACAGAACCAACAGGUGUUCUGCACUGACAUGGAAAGCGCUGAUGGCAAGUGUGCAGCACUGCAUGGUGAUGGAAAUGAGACCCUUGAGCGAGCACGGCCAACAUCCAGCGAGUUGGGGCCUGGAAACUCUGCAUCUGAAUCGUCAGUUGCUGUGUCGGAAUCCAAGACCUCGGAGCAAUCGCUUGCACAGGCCACAAGUUCAGAACAGCCGGAACAGCAGCUUGAGGCUCGUGAGACUGCGAGGACUGCGAGGACUGUGAGGCAAGGGGCUGGGUCUCACAAGUUGAGACAUUUGAGAGAUGGUGCUUUCAACGCUUGUGACGUCGCCGGCGACGGCGGCGACGGCGGCGACGACAUGGAAGCCCAGGAAACAGAGAACCUCGAGAAAGAGCUCAAGAAGCCCAUGGAGUCGGCCAUGAGUCUGAGUGAUUCGAAAGAGAAAGAGCUGUCUGAGAUGUCUGAGCUACAGCAGCUACAAUCUGGGGAGUCUGCGGGCCCUGCGGGCCCUGCGGGCCCUGCUGGCCCUGCGGGCCCUGCGGGCCCUGGCCCGGGCCCUGUGGGCCACCUGGGCUUCCAGAAUGGGCAGACAACGAGCCAAGCGCACGUCGAGUCCGACGAUCCUGUGGUGACGCAGCUCUGGGUUGACUGCAAGAGCUUGCGGCAAGAAAUGGCAGAACUUCUGGAAGUUGUGCAGCGGACGUGCAAGAGAUGCCAUGUCUCUCCGGCUAGCCUCACUCCAGAUUUGACUCCGAGAUCUCGCGGACUGUCUCAUAAAUCGGAAUUGCGGAAGCUCGUUGAGGCGUUGUGCCAAGCUCACGAAUCAGCAGUCGCGGCCGCAGAGAUCACAGAUUCCCAGGCUCGCAGGGCUAGAUCACCUGAGUGCUUGAGACGACGACAGUCGUCUGCACCAGCUCGUGCUUCUCGAUCCGAACAUCUCGGACAAGACUCCGAGAGAGAGGUUCUUGAACUGACGCAGGCGGUAGAGUAUCUUCAAGGCAAGUUACAUGCCGCCGAAGCAAGGGAGGCAGAGCUGAGGAGCCGCUGUGAGCGCUGUGAGCGCUGUGAGCGCUGUGAGCGCUGCGAAGUCCGCGAGACAGGAAUCCGUGCGCAAGAGCCUCCCCGGUCACAAAGCGAAGGUGCACCAGAGCGAGCGCCAGAGCCGGAAUCCAAAGACGAACUCCCGGACCCUGUCCAAGCUGCGCCAGGUGAACCAGGACAAAUGAUGCAUGCCCUGCACAAGGUGUCGCGGGCAUCUUCCUGGGCCUCCCUGGACUCCGGAACUCAGCUGUUGCAGCUGGCUGUUGACAAGCAAGCAGAGGUGGCGGCGCUCGAGGCAUUGAGUGAAACCGCCCCUCCUGGAAGUGAAGAGUGGAUCCAGGCAGCAACGCAACUGGCGGCGGCUCGUGAGGAGCUUCGCCUGCUCGGUGAAUACAUCCAGCCAGCACAGGCUGCCCAGGCUAGAAUCAUUGACGAAUCGUUGCCCAAAUGA